Bipolaris maydis ATCC 48331 is the source of this 834-nucleotide messenger RNA. RefSeq lists its product as uncharacterized. NCBI's taxonomy places the organism in Eukaryota, Fungi, Ascomycota, Dothideomycetes, Pleosporales, Pleosporaceae. The record is from RefSeq and is a predicted model, not a curated record.
AUGCCUCUCUGCACGCUACACUUACUCGCGCUCCACACCACACCAAAUUCCGUCUUAACAUUUCUUUCCACGCUCAAAGCAACCGAUGUCUCGCCUCUAGUCGUAUCCCGUGUCGUCCGCUGGAUCAUUCUCCCAACUAAGCUCUCAACCGAACACCUUCUCGCUCGAAACAUCCACUGGGACCUCCUCCUCGUUUUGCCCUCCACAGACGUUCUGCCAUCAAAUCUCACCAACCUUAUCGAGCAUCACUGGAGCGUAACAGCCGGUGUACCCUCGCGCUUAGUAAACAACUUCGCCUCAAAGAACACCAAACUUCUACACCCAGAUCCCCAGACUGUACCCAUGCUUCAGCAAGAUGUUAACGAGAAAACGACGCAAUCGAGCCAAAGUUUGGAACUGAGCGACGAAUUGAAUAUGUGGAUUCAAUCCUUUGUAAACAGCGAUUCCAAAGAAGCCAAAGGUGCAGUCUCAAUGUUCAAUCUGCUUGCUUUCAACCCUGGCAUGAAAGAGGAAUAUCUCAAGUACGGCUCUGCGUUUGCACGUUCCAUUGGUUCCAGGCAUGGCGGAGACGCAAAGAUAGUCGGAAAUGUCACACAUGUCAAUGGCGAACCCAUCAACAGAAUAUCCGCAGGCAGCAACAAUGAUUGGGAUGAGAUUGCACUAGCGCAUUACCCCAGUAUACUGCAUUUCAGAGACAUGCUGGUUAGUGAGGAUUAUCAAGUGGUCAACAAGAGACAUCGUGUGCCCAGUCUGAAAGAUACGUGUAUCUUGAUGACGAGUGAGAUUGCGGUGGAACGGACGUUGGAGGAGGGCGUGGGAAAGGCACGGUUGUAG